UCCACACUCUUCUCUCCCUCCUCCGCCCCCGCGUAUAUCUCCCAUCUCAGACUGGGACUAUCCGACAUCCCCAUUUUCACCCCUUGCCUCCUUUCACUCCCUCAUUCCUGUCCUGAGGAGCUAAACAUAUCUCUGCCUCCUGUCAGCGCACACUGCGUCAGGGGAGGGGAGAGGAUAUGAGCUUGCUGUUGGUUUUUUUUUGGAGCUAGUUUUAAGGGCCACUUCCUGGCUGCAUCCUGGAGUUGUCCGUGUGGGUUAGCAAGGAGCUGGCUCCUUCUGUCCAUCCUACCUUCAUCGCUGUCCUUGGUCACUGUAUGGAAACCUCCAGAGGCUUGUGUUGGCAACGGAGUUUCCCUUGGCUUUGCUGCAGCCGGAUCAGGGCCUCAGCUAGGCCGGGUUGCCGUGAGAGUCUGGUGAUGUCCCUGUGGUGAGUUACGGAGGGAGAAAUCGAAUGAACAGGUGACGAUGGGGUCCAAACCCGAGAGCUACGUCAAAGAGUUCACCCGCCAUUCCACCGACAUGAUGCUGAACCUGAACGAGAUGAGGAAGCGGGAGAUCCUCACCGACGUGAAGGUCCUGGUGGACGGAGAAGAGUUCAAGGCUCACAAAGCUGUGCUCAUUGCUUGUAGUGGCUUCUUCUACUCGAUAUUUUCAGACCAGACCAAGAGGAAUGUGAGCCUGCUGACCCUGCCGUGCGGGGUCACUGCCAGUGGUUUCCGCCUCCUGCUGGAGUUCAUGUACACCUCCUGCCUGCCCCUGGACGUGCGCUCCGUCACCGAAGUCCUGAUGGCAGCCAGCUACUUACAGAUGGACCACGUGGCUGAGACCUGCCGGAGUUUUGCCUGCUUCAGUGUUCCUCAGCUACACACCUACCUGAAGUCUCUGGACUAUCCACUGGCCUACUCCAGGGGGAGUGAGGACUCUGGCCGCCCCUUCAUCCCCUCCAGGGCCCUCCUCCCCACCCGCGCUCCCCACCUGCUGGUGGCGGGAGGCCCAGGCUACCUCUCCGAAUCCGCCUUCCGAUUCCCGGAGAGACGGGUCGCUCUGCGUGGGCCGCGGCUGGAUCCUGUGGGAGAGUUCGGCGGCCGGAGGUGUGGCAGCUGGGCCGGGGGUAGGCCUGACCCGCGCUGUGAGGCCAGGCCUCCGAGAGGCGGGAAGCAGCCCGAGGAGAGGGCGUUGGCGGGCAGGCCUGAGACCUGCGGCCUAGGCGGUGACAAGCCUCCUGUCCCCUCCCCGGGCAGUCCGCUGUGCUCCGACUGCCACCCCGGUUCGCCCACUGAGUCACGGAGCACCAGUCCGGCAGACGCCCGCUGUCCUGCCCAGGAGGUACCGGCCCCUGACCCCAAGGCCUGCAAUUGGAAGAAGUACAAAUUCAUUGUCCUGAACUCCUUGAGUCAGCAGGAGGCCAAGGGCUCCUGUUCUCCGGAACCCCUGUAUAGUCGGAGUGGGAACCCCUCCCAGGGGGGCAGCAACAGCAGCAGCAGCGGCGAUGAGAGCUCCACCAACAUGGAGGAAGAAACCGAGGACAAAGACCUAACGUGCAAAAAACCAACCAAUCGGUUGUUGUCUCAGUCCCCAGCGUCACGCUCCUCCUCGGCCAGCUCCCUGUGUGAGCUCCACUCCGAACUCUCCCACCCCGGCGAGGAAAUGCCAGAAUACCACUCGGAAUACUCAGACAGCGGUUCGGAGAACAGCCUGUUCUCCUGCAGCACCUGUGACCUGAAGCUGUCGGACGAGGACUCUCUGCAGCAACACUUCCUCCGGGUGCACAGCGACGCGAAGCCUUACAAGUGUGACAUGUGUCAGGCUGCUUUUCGGUACAAGGGGAACCUGGCGAGUCACCAGACAGUCCAUACAGGGGAGAAGCCAUAUCGCUGUACAGUCUGUGGGGCACAGUUCAAUCGCCCAGCCAACCUGAAGACACACACUCGCAUCCACUCUGGGGAGAAGCCUUACAAGUGUGAGACGUGCGGAGCGCGGUUUGUGCAGGUAGCUCACCUCCGCGCCCACGUCCUGAUCCACACUGGAGAGAAGCCAUAUCCAUGUGAAACGUGCGGGACGCGUUUCCGACAUUUACAGACACUGAAGAGCCACAUACGGAUACACACUGGAGAGAAACCCUAUCAUUGUGAAAAGUGCGACCUGCAUUUCAGACACAAGAGCCAACUGCGGCUGCACCUGCGGCAGAAACACGGGGCGAUCACCAACACCAAGAUCCGCUACAAGAUAGUGCCAGAGCUAUAUGGGACUGGUCACCAAUCCUGCUAGAGUACUGUCACUCGGUCACACUAACCGCAGGGAUCCUCUGCCACUCUCUCUCUCCCUCUCUGUCUCUCUCUGAAUGACACCCGGAGGUGGGGGCACACUCACAAAGGGGACUGGGUGCUGCUCACCUUCCCCUGUGUAUAUGUCUGUGUGCAUCUCUCCAGAGCUGGGCAGGGAGA
Molecule: messenger RNA, 2444 nt
Organism: Hemiscyllium ocellatum (epaulette shark)
Lineage: Eukaryota; Metazoa; Chordata; Chondrichthyes; Orectolobiformes; Hemiscylliidae
Product: B-cell lymphoma 6 protein homolog
Exons: 10
Coding region: 466-2268 (600 amino acids)
Biological process (GO): regulation of transcription by RNA polymerase II
Cellular component (GO): nucleus
Molecular function (GO): protein binding; DNA-binding transcription factor activity, RNA polymerase II-specific; RNA polymerase II cis-regulatory region sequence-specific DNA binding
Source: RefSeq, a predicted model, not a curated record